UCAAUCUGCCCGAUAACCCCGAACCCCCGUCUGCCAUGUGCGAAGCUCUGGCCAUCCGGUUCUCUGUCCCACAUUCUCGUGUUACGUGUGUUUGCUGACCGUCUGACCUGCUUAAGCCCUCGAUCGGUUUCCGACCGAUCUAAUCUGUGUGCCGUCGGUCGUUAUGACGCCACGGAACCUAAGGAACCUAAGAGCGGCCGGGGUCCUGCUCCUCCUCGCCCUGCUGGCGACCUCCGCGCGCGCCGACAUCAUCUCCUCCUCCGUCAUAGAGCUCUGCACUAACUCUUCCUCAGACGAGGUUUCGAAGCUGAGCUGCGUUCGAAGACUCGCCGUUGGCCUGUCGAUCAAUAACCUUUCUAAUAAGACCAACGUCAUAGAAGCCUACAUCCAGUCGUCCAAGGAUGCAAGCGAUGUCUCCAGCACCUUCGAGUCCCCGAUCAAAAUCACCAUCAAAAAAACGCCCAUCUCCUUGGUCUACCCCCUCAUCUACGUCCAGACUGUCAACGGCAAACCCUUUGAAAAAAUAAUUUUGCGAGGGUCGACCUUUUCCCCUCCGACGUGCAAGGAUGGCAAUAGCGACGCUUCCACGUGCGGAUGGCACUAUACCUCCGACGGAAAGAAGAUCAGCCAGUCGAACGGCUUCUGCUGUAGCUGCAGUUACCUGGACAUUUUCUACUUCUCCGGCGCCAACCGCGCCCCCUUGGACUGCAAUCCCUUUGGCUAUAAGUUUUCCAGCGCGCACUGCCUCCGUCUCAGCGACACUUGGUGGGACAUCUACGAAAUAGAGCCGUCGCACCUGUUCUACCAAAUCGAAGUCGAGGUGACAGGCGCGGGAGACGAGCCCUAUCGCCUCUACCUCGACAACACCAAACCCUUCUUCGUCAACAAAGACGCGACCCUCUCCGCCCAAAUCGUGGGCGACUUCCACCCCUGGACUGCGUAUCCGGUGUUCCCCGACUCCUACUUGUGUAUGCCGAGUCAGCCGUUCGAUUCCGAAAGAGUGAAGCAAAUGGAAAAAAACUGGAUGAUUCUGUCCAAAUCCAUGUUCGACCUGUCCGGACGAACCUGCAACAAGAUCGGCGCCUCCUUCAGCGCCUUCACUUCUCAGCCCAACCGGUGCACGGUCCCCGCAUCCUCCUGUCUGUACAACCAGCUGGACGACAUCUUCGAGGCGGACGACAACCUCAGGAGCCAAAAUCUCACGCCCAGCUACUUGUUGUCUCGCUGGGGAAAUCCGAUAGACAUCCCGGCCAAAAACCUGUCCCACCAAUUCGCCCUCCACGUCACCGAGAUUCAAAAUACGCUCAUCACGCUCUACAUCAAAGCCGACAAAAUCCGCUACAUAAUCAACAAAAGUACCGGAAAAAUCGUGUUUUCAUCCGCGGAAAAUUUCAGCGCGUUCUCCAAGCAAGGACGACUCAAAGUCACCGUCAUGAACACCGGUCAGCUCAACGCCGACUACUACAUCUCCGUACACGGAUGCACUGGCGGUAUCGUCGACCCAAACGCCAUCCUUGUCUCCAUCUACCCCUACUGGGCGUACAACGCCCAAUUCGACCUGUACUCCCAAAACAUCAUCGACUCGUCCAGCUCCUGCAACGUCAGCCUCUACAGCUCAGACUACGAGCUCCUGGACCAAGUGCUGGUGAACUUCGACGUGGCCAAAAAGUCGGACACCCACUACUACGGCGACAACCCCGAGAGCGCCAACAACGCGCUCGUGACCUCCAGCACCCCUGGCUGCCGGGAAAUAUGCCCCGGCAUCUGGAGCUUCACCUGCCUAUCCCAAUACGGCUGCUACUGGUCUAUCGCCUACACAGUUAUUCUCACCAUUUUGGGAAUUGGAAUUGUGUGCCUGGCCGUCUACUGCUGCUGUCCCUGCUGCUGUUGUGUGGGACGCUGCUGCUUCGGCACGUGCAAGCUGCUGUCUCGGUGCACCCGAGGAACGCGCCGCGAGGGCAGGAGUCGGCCGGCAGCGCGCAGGCACAAAAAGAAGAGAAAAAAGCCGUUAGGCGUGGCUGGUACAAGUUGGGUAGAACGCUGCAAGCGCCUCUUUCGCAGGGGCGGUGACGAGCCAGUCGCCACGAAGAAAGUGCACCCGCCCCCUCCGGCGCGCCCUGUCGCGAAGAAACCGCCGAUGGAGCCGCACCCGCCCUUCGAGACCAGCUUGUGUCACCAUGUGGCGACGCCACACAUUUUUUACACGCAGGACCAACACCAUCGGUCCUAUGACGCGUUGGCACCCGACCUCGCCCAGCUGCCCGCCUCGGGCCCGGCGCUUUGCGACAACGCCCAGUCCAACCCGCUGUUAAUCAGCGCGACGGAGGCCCCGGCGCCCGACGAGUCGCGCUGCUCCACCGAGCAGAGCCUCGCGCUCCCACCAUCCCACCUCGUCAUGGAGGACGUGGACGAGCGGCCAGACGCAGACGACUCGCGGGCCCUAUUCUUGCGGAGCACAUUUCUCGCCGGUGAGCUGGCGUCGCGAGAAGUUUCUAUCUAUCUGAACGUGACAUCCACCAGAAUUUGUUCGAAAUUUUCGCCUCGCCACCCCGUCAUUGCGCCCUUCUCCGUCCUUGGCCGCGUGAGUAUCACAUCCCUCCAGAAGUCCGAGGCCGCGUUCUUCUGUCUGUUCACGAUAGACCCAGAACACGCGUACCAGACGUACGAGGUGGACCGCGAGGGAAGGUGGGUUCGCAUCACCGAGGACCGCGUGCCUCUAGACCCCGGCGCGGUCGAAUGCGCGAUGGACCUCUCUGCCGCACCUCAAGUGUUGUCGAGAAGUCCUAUCUAUCAUGUCAUCAAUAUAUAGAAAUUCAAGGACCAACUCUCGCUGAUACAAGCAAAAAAAAAAAAAAGUA
Messenger RNA from Schistocerca gregaria, 2858 nucleotides. RefSeq names its product hapless 2-like. Lineage: Eukaryota; Metazoa; Arthropoda; Insecta; Orthoptera; Acrididae. Bases 164 to 2809 code for a protein of 881 amino acids. The transcript has 7 exons. The record is from RefSeq and is a predicted model, not a curated record.